This is a messenger RNA of Cryphonectria parasitica EP155, 1374 nucleotides long. Its product is annotated as MFS general substrate transporter. Lineage: Eukaryota; Fungi; Ascomycota; Sordariomycetes; Diaporthales; Cryphonectriaceae. Gene Ontology annotation, cellular component: brush border membrane. The record is from RefSeq and is a predicted model, not a curated record. Gene Ontology annotation, biological process: transmembrane transport. The transcript is spliced from 2 exons. The coding region runs from base 1 to 1374 and encodes 457 amino acids. Gene Ontology annotation, molecular function: transmembrane transporter activity.
AUGGCCCCUCCCGUAGAUGCGGCCACCCGGAAGAAGGUGCUGAAGGUCAUCUUCAUAUCUUUACUUCUGGACUUGAUAUCCUUCACCUUCAUCCUCCCACUAUUCCCUAAGCUUCUCGAAUUCUACCGCAACGCUGAAGCCCCUGCCGAUGCCUCGAAAGAACAACCACAAGCGCAGACCCUCCUUGCAUGGAUCCUUAGCUAUCUGAAUGCCUACAAGGCCGCCUUCGCCCGGCCCAUCGACUCCCGCUACGACAUCGUCCUGCUCGGUGGCGCCCUCGGCUCGCUCUUCUCCCUCCUCCAAGCCGUCGCAUCCCCCGUUAUCGGACACCUCUCUGACAAAUAUGGCCGGCGCACUGCACUGUUGACUAGCAUGAUGGGCAAUAUACUCUCGGUCCUGCUGUGGGUGAUGGCGGUGGAUUUCAGGACAUUCCUGCUCAGCCGCGUUGUCGGCGGGCUCUCUGAGGGCAACGUGCAGCUCGCCACCGCCAUUGCGACAGAUAUUUCGGAUAGCUCGUCCCGUGGCUCGACCAUGGCCCUCAUCGGCGCAUGUUUCUCUAUCGCCUUCACGUUCGGCCCGGCCCUGGGCGCCUGGCUGAGCACCAUUGCCACAGUGGCCGCGAAUCCCUUUGCGACCGCCGCCGGUGUCUCUCUGUUCCUGAUCCUGACCGAGACGGUGUACCUCUACUUUGCUCUUCCCGAGACCCUGCCCUCUAUGACCGAGAAUACCAAGGGCGAUCAGGCGCCUGCCAAGAAGGAUACCAAGACCGGCGGGCCAAGUGUCCUCCAGCGCACAAACUCCCACUUCCUCCUCAACGCCGCCCACUUCGCUUUCCUGCUCUUCUUCUCAGGCAUGGAGUUCUCACUCCCUUUUAUGACCUACGACCUCUUCGGCUACAGCUCUGCCAAGAACGGUCGGUUGCUCGGUUUCGUCGGACUGGUGGCAUCCAUCCUUCAGGGCGGCGUCACCAGGCGCCUACCACCACUCCUGUCCGUCAAGAUCGGGGUCACGGCCUGCUUCGUCGCCUUCCUGCUGCUCGGCCGUAUCACCUCUGUGUCUAUGCUGUAUGUUGCCGCGACGUGUCUGGCGACGACCUCAGCGACGGUGGUGACGGGGCUGAACGCGCUCGCCAGUUUUGAGGCGAGCGAGGGCGAGAGGGGCGGCAAGCUCGGCAUCCUGCGGAGCUGGGGCCAGGUAGGACGCGGGUUGGGCCCCAUCCUAUUCACGAGCGUGUACUGGUGGGCGGGGCGUGAGGUCGCCUAUGGAAUUGGUGCGGCUGGCAUUGCCGGUGUCGUAGCCCUCGUGUUUGGUGGGCUGAGAUCACCGCCUGGAUCUGAAAAGGUAAAGGUCAACAAGGCUGCUAAGAAGGAAUAG